UUCUUGUACAAAAAUAAAGAAAAUAAGUGUGAAGCCUAAACUUCGCAUUGAUUGUACCUAUUGGGCAAGUGCUCGUUGCACUUCGAUGGAGGAUUGUCUUGAUAAAGUGCCGACAAUUAAUAAAGUGGGAAUUUGACAUUAAUUGUGCCUAAUAUCUAGACCACACAUUGAGUACACGAUCCAGUAAACAUCUUGAUUUUAUGUAACAGACAUGUUUCAAUAAAAGAAUGCAGUGCGAUGGGUGCUUGUACGAAUGCAAUUAUCGGUUCUUCAUAGAAGUGUUUGGAAGGGAGUAUGAGCGGCACUUGCUAAGUUAGCUGACGUUUCCACGGCCUCUUCAACUUCUUUUAAUAAAGCCUACUUGGAAUAACAAUGCCGCUAAUCAAUUUUCUGCGAUAAGAAUAAUGCAAGUAGGUUUACUGAUAAAGCAAUCACUUUAAUUGUAAUAUCGAAUAUUUUUCAGUGCCGCUCAGUGGACGAUUAUAAAUGGACAUCUAGGUUGCGCUGAUUUUAAUUGAUAAGUGACUUAAUUAUUUUUGAGGAAGAACAAAAUGUGUGUGUAAUAAAGGCGGGCGUUAUACAAGAUAUUGAUUUUAUAAAAUUGUGAUAUUUUUGAUUUGGUGUGAUGGGUAAUUCUAAAUCGAAGAAGAGUGCGAAGGAACCGGACAAGUUUUUCGAGAGGGAGCGAUGGAGGGAGCAGAAACGGGAUGAGAAGCGUAAGAAGAAUGCGAACCCGUUGAAUAAGAGGGUCGCGGUGAAGGAGCCGCCGGUGCCGUUGGCGGCGAUGGUGAGCCCGGUGCCGCAGAGCGCGGCGGUGCCGGCGCCGCCGCCGGCGCAGGUGCGCUCCUUCGACGAAGAGGCUCUGGAGCUCAUGCGCUUCCAGCUGCGAAACGACGCUGAUGCUUUCCUACUCAACAACAUUCUGCUCUCGGUGCAGUUCUUUGAAAAUUAUGAAAGGGAGGUGCAAAAUAUCAAAAACAAUCCAAUAAGCGAACGGGAGCAUAUGAUAAACGACGCUAUGGUUCGUCACAACAAGCAUGUUUUCUUCGCUGACCGACUUCAAGAAAAUGUAAAUGAACAUGUCGUUUACCAAAAAGUUCGUGGGCAAAUGGAGCCCUUGACUUCGCCAAGACUUUUUGUUAUCUAUGAUAACGUGGAGGCCAGUGAACCGGGGGAUACAUCGGACUAUAGCGCUGUACUCGACGCCCCCUUUUAUAAGUUACGCAUAGAAGAUUGCAAAGAACCAGGGUUCGUGAAACUAAAGAAAUUGGAAGUUUUAGAAAGUACCUUAUUGAAAGAGAAUGAAUCUGUACCAGCCAAUAACAUUGAUUCGGACGACAGUGUGUAUACAGAAUCUGAAAAGGAAUCCAAUGAUUCUGAUGAUUCUCCAUCUACUUCAACAGGAGAAGCUUUACUGCAAAGUAUUAAAAAUAGGCUUGACACCGGUCAGGAAUCAGUAGCACCUAAUGUGAAACUGAAUUUUAAUGUACUUGAAGAUACUGGGCGAAGGCGCAGUGGGCCAUCUAAACAGGUCAGCGUGCAAGUGGAGAAAAAUAACAUUUUAAACAUAAGUAAUAUCCGGAAAACCAAUAUUUUACUUGAAGAGGAUGAAAGACGAGACUCAGUUGUCUUCAAACCAGAUCAAAUAGCAAGCGAAGACCUUGAAUCUAGGCCCAGGAAAUCUAUUUUGAAAAAUUCAAGAAGGCUUAGUGGACCUACUAGAGACAUGAAAGCAAAAAAUUCAAUCUUUGAUGCUCGGCCAAUCUCUGCUGAAAGUAUUAUAACAGAGGAUACCGAAACUUCUGGAUAUAGAUCUAAUUCUAGUAGCUUGAAAACCAAUGAUUUGAGUGAAAAUGAGUCUGAUUAUGGUUACUCAACAAUAAAAGAAUCGACUACUCCAAAGAGAGUGGAACUUAGCUCACUGGGCAACAGCUCACAUUCAUCAGGGGUAUUGCCUGACGAAACCUGGACUUCUGUAGCUGUUCGAGCAAUCGAUUGGACUGAUGAUGAAGACGAUGACUCCGACGAUAACACUUCAAAAUUGUCUCUAUCAAGAAAUCUAUAUGAUACGCAGUAUUAUCUUUGUUCUGUGGGUUUUAUGAGAAAUUUUGUUGACAAUUUCAUACUUGACUUGGGUUCAGUUUUAGGUCUAUCUCAAGAUGCUAUAAACAGCGCUCUCACUCAAGGGGCUAGUAUUUACUGUGAUACACUUAGGAAUGGAAAUAAGAUAGGAAACGAAGUAUUUCCUGCCCUUAUAGCGUCUUGGCCAAAUGCAGCUAAUCAAUGGAUAAUUCGGGAAAGGAAGAUUAUUCAAAACCCAAGAACAAACUUUAGUUAUCAAUGGCCGACCAAGUAUAUGGUUAGUAAAGCGAUGGGAUUUGGUUGUUUACUAGUACCUGUUGGGUUUCGACCAAAAAGGGGAUUGAACACAGAUCAGAAAUUGCAGUGGAAAAUAAUAUUCCCAGCAGCAGAACGCUACUUGGAGAGUUGUUUAGCUCAUGCACACAUGCGCUGCUACUUGUUUGCCCUCACUUUGCAUAAAAGUUUUAUGAUGGAACAUGAUAACUCCAAAAUGGGAAUAGACGUAAGCCACAUCAAAAACCAUCUUUUUUGGCAAUGUGAAGAUAACUACGCAAAAUGGCCAGAACAUCGUCUGGGUGAGACUUUGAGAAUAUUUUUGAGACGCUUUUACGUCCACUUUGGCCAAGGCCGAUUUCCAAAUUACUUCAUGGAGAACUGUAACGACUUCAAAAGUAUUCCAAAACCAGUUCUUCUAAAGAUGCAACGACGGCUAGCUGAUAUAUUGGAAGCUCCGGUAAUGCAUCUGCUGAGCGCUUUGACCAAACUUAAGUAUACAAAAAAAGAGUUUUAUCCCCAAUUCAAUACUCAAAGGUUAUACGAAAUAUUGACUAGCAAAAAUCCUCUAAGAAUAUUAAACCCUAACCUACCAAUGCCCAAUACAAAUUAUGCUGACAGCUCUGAUACUGAUGAGGAGCCAGAUACAAACUUCUGGGAUAAAGCAAAAAAACAUGACAAGUAUUAUCAAUGGAAAAAAGAAAAACAAAAGCAAUUACAAGAGCGAAGAAAAGCACAGUUUUAUAUUAGAAAACAGAGGGCGUCGAUAAAGCAAGAACAUGAAAUUAAUACCAAUAUAAUACUGCCGAACCGGAUGGAAGUAGAGCGCCGACGUUUGGUUCUAGAAUUUUUCAUCCCUCACUUCAUUGCUAUGGCGCGUUCUAGUGAGAAGUUUGAAGCUAUACGACAAGCGGUGAUCUAUUUGGAACAAGCGCAAAGGCUUUGCGUGCUGUUGAAGGAAGAACCCGCCGGGGAAUACACUGCUAACGAAUAUUUGGAUGUGAUUAGGGACAAGCUGGUUGACUGUCAAAGAAAAUUGGCUAACCAAGUUGGUUUCAAGCUUCCUCCACGACGGGAGAGUUCAGUUGAACGAUUUGCCCAAAGGCCGAUUAGAAAACUACGCCCCAGAUAUGAAAAUAUUACUAAUCAAGACUCUCCCUCAGACUCUUCUGGUUUUUCAGCAUUCACCUUUGUCGAAAUACAUGCUGAAAGCUCAUCAAACCAGGAUUCUAUUAGGUUAAACAUUGACGAUAUUGGAGAAGAAUCGAAGUUAUAAGUUUUUAUUAACUACUAGCUGACCCGGCGAACUCUGUUCCGCCUUAAAGGCAAUAAAUAAGCAAAUCUUUCCUUAUUUGCUCACCGUUUAGACCUACCCUGAACUACGACAAACAUUUUAACACCAAAAUCAGCUCAAUCGGCCCAGCCGUUCUCGAGUUUUAAUCAGACUAACGAACAUCAAUUCAUUUUUAUUUAUACAAUGUGUCCGGGCUUGUAGUGAUCAAACUUUAAGGGCAUAAUCUAUGGACAAUUUUAUCGAUGAAAAUACUUCAAACUUGGGGCUUGACCCAUUUAUCGCAAAAUUACAAGGAUUUAAGUUUAAAAUUUUUAGUUUUCACCUCUUCCUUCAAAAACAAGUGAAAGCGUGGGUAGCUUAACAUUAAUAAGCAAAUAUUUUAUAUCAUGCGAUAGCCAAUAAAAUUAUCUAUUAGUAGAAGUAGAAAACAGACACAAGUUUCAUACAUUUUAUGGGAGUAAGAUUGGUUUUAAUUAGAAAAAUACAUGACUUUUUUCACUUCUUUUUCAGUUAUUUUCCAACACAAGAAAAACCAGGUCGUUAAGGUAUGUUUUAUUUGCAUUGUAUUAUUAGUAUUUGAGCUAUUCUACAAAACGAAUGUAAAUUGAUUAGUCUACGUCUAUUAGUUACGACGUAAUUGUUGAACAGAGAUACCCCUUACCAGCGGUUUCCAUAGUAAUCGGAAUAGGUUGUGUGAUUAUUUUCAGGCAGAGCAUUUUCGCAUGUCGCGUGCGCUAUGGAAACCGCUGGGAAGGGGUAUCUUUGUUCAACAAUUACGUCGAAACUAAUAGACGUAGACUAAUAAAUUUGCAUUCGUUUUGUACAAUAGCUCAAAUACUAAUAAUACAAUGCAAAUAAAACAUACCUUAACGACCUGGUUUUUCUUGUAUUGGAAAAUAACUGAAAAAGAAGUGAAAAAAGUCAUGUUUUUUCUAAUUAAAUCCAUUCUUACUCCCUUAAAAUGUAUGAAACUUGUAUCUGUUUUCUACUUCUGCUAAUAGAUAAUGUAAUUGAUUAUCGCAUGAUAUAUAAAAUUUUGCUUAUUAGUGUUAAGCUACCCAUGCCAUCACUUGUUUUUGAAGGAAGAGGUGAAAACUUAAAAUUCAAAACUUAAAUCCUUGUAAUUUUGCGAGAAAUGGGUUAAGCCCUAAAUUUGAAGUAUUUUCAUCGAUAAAAUUGUCCAUAGAUUACGCCCUUAAAGUUUGAUCACUACAUGCCCGGACACACUGUAUAGAUAGAUUAGUAGGCUACUAUCUACUAGACUUUAGUAUGCAAGAAAUGCAGGUUAUCUAUGUUUGUAGUUAGAUAUUAUUAUACAUAAAUAAGAAUAAGCUUAGUACUUAAGAAUCUCUUAAAAGUUAGUUUAUUAUAUAAAAUAUAUUUUAUUCAAAUGAUCUGUUGGGUUCUUUAACAAAACUUCUUGUUUUUGUGGUCAUGAAGACCUUACAAAUGAAACACGUCUUUUAAUUUUACGAUUAAUUUACGACGAUUUAAGAAUCGUUAAUCGCCUAAAUAAGUUUAGGCCAGAUUUAAUUUUGUAUAAUUUCUAAACUAAUUAGUUAUUUUAAUGAGUUUAAUGUUAUGUCAGAUCAAAACAAAUACAAUUUUCAAUUUCCAAACUUGAUGUAAUUUCUAUGAAAAUAAAAAGAAUGUAGUAAUAGUAUAUUAUGUACAGUAAUUUUGCAUAAUUGAAUUGAAUAUGAAUUUUCUAGUAUGUAUUACUUAGCAUGCAAAACAUACGCAUACCAAUUAUUAUUGUGGCAUACCUAAAUCCUAAAAUAAAUCAAAAUAUUAUUUUGAAAA
Molecule: messenger RNA, 5452 nt
Organism: Ostrinia nubilalis (European corn borer)
Lineage: Eukaryota; Metazoa; Arthropoda; Insecta; Lepidoptera; Crambidae
Exons: 4
Coding region: 626-3631 (1001 amino acids)
Source: RefSeq, a predicted model, not a curated record